AUGUCAAAUGAAGAAGUUAUUCAACUUGCAAUUAAGGAUUUAAGAGCUCAAAAGGUCAAAAAUUACACUGCAACUGCUAGGAAGCACUCAAUUAAUAAGGAAACACUGCACCAUCAUUAUAAUGGCUUGCAACUUGUGCAGGAUGAAGCAGCCUCCCAACAUAAGAAGAAGCUUUUAAAUCAGCAAGAACAAAUGCUUUUGCUUUAUAUAGAGAAGCUUGCAGCUCACAGCUUUGCUACUACACCUCAAAUCAUUUAA
Molecule: messenger RNA, 258 nt
Organism: Paracoccidioides brasiliensis Pb18
Exons: 1
Coding region: 1-258 (85 amino acids)
Source: RefSeq, a predicted model, not a curated record